Molecule: messenger RNA, 2928 nt
Organism: Oikopleura dioica
Lineage: Eukaryota; Metazoa; Chordata; Appendicularia; Copelata; Oikopleuridae
Source: the annotation of a GenBank genome assembly
AUGUCGAAACAACAGACUUCUAUUAGCUCCUUCUUCAAGCCGAAAAAUAGUGCCAAGACAUCAGAAGCAGCUCAAACUAAGAAACCGCUUGGUUUGAGUAACAAAGAGAACGAAAAAGACCUCGUCAAAAAGACGAAGAAGAUCCUCAUUGAUUCAGAAGAUGACGAUGAUAUUAGAAGAAAAAGAAGCCGCAACAAGGGCCUAGAAAGCACGGAAGAGGAAGACAAUGCGCCAGUUGUGGAGAAGGAAGAGCAGAAGCCCCCGAAGAAAAAACUCAAGAAAGAUAAAGAAACGGAGAAAAAGAAGAAGAAAAAAUCUAAAAUCCGAAAUGAAAUGAAGGGGUUUGUGGUCAGUGACAGCGAAAGUGAGGAUGAACUGCAUCGGCCAAACUUCAAUCGUCGUGCUAUUGAUGACUCGGAUUCCGAAGACGAGGACGAUGGAGAGUACGAAGGAUCAGUUCAUUCUUCAUCUGAUAAUCUGGAGUACGAUUCUAACGACGACGACGAUCUCGGUGAUGAGGCUGCUUGGCUUCAGAAAGAUUUGUUCAACGACGAGAAAAGAAUUCAUGUGAAAAAGAGCAAAAAAGAAUUGCGCGACGAAAAAUCUUCGAAAAACUCACGGAAAGUUACCGGACCGAAUUCUGGCUCUUCAGAUGAAGGAUCCAAUCUUCCUCAGCGAGAAUACGGAGACACUGAGCCGUUUUCCGCCAGUCCAGUAGAGGACAAUAAUGAUAAGCCUGGGCCUAGUUCCUUGGGAAAAGACAAGUCCAGUGAGACCAUGGGCAUUCCAAAGAUGGCAUCGGACUUCUUCUCAAAGAAGCAGAAUUCCACAAAAAAGGAAGUGAAAAAGGAGCCCAAAGCUUCUCCCAAAAAGGCGAAAAAAGAGGCAAAAGUCUCCCCGAAGAAGGAAUCAAAGGUAAAGAAAGAACCAAAAUCACCGUCUAAAGCUCGCGACACUUCGCCCUCCUCCUCCUCUCCAAAAAAAUCACCAGCCAAAGUGCCAGAAGUGAAGGAAGGCGACUACAAUCCCACCUUGUCAAAUUACCAUGCUAUCAAAAAUGCCUGCUGGAAGGAAGGCCAACCUGUCCCUUACGCAGCUUUAUGCCAGACUUUAAAAUGCUGCGAAGAGACCUCUGGGCGACUGAACAAGACCGAGUACUUGGCAAAUUUCUAUCGCUCUGUAAUCGCACUUAACACAGCCGAAGAUGUCGUCACUGCCCUCCAUCUAUCACUUAAUCUGCUUGCUGCUACUUACGAAGGCGUCGAGCUAGGAAUCGGUGAUAUGGUCCUCAUCAAGGCGAUUUCCCAAGCAACAGGCCGCCCGAAUCAGAAAAUCAAGGCGGAUAUGCAAUCCCUUGGUGAUCUUGGUGAAGUUGCUGAGAAUUCAAAGGGGUCUCAGAAACUGAUGUUCAAGCCACCCCCUCUCAAGAUGCAAAAAGUCUACGGUCAGUUGCAAAAGAUCGCGAAAGUUUCUGGGCAGAGUUCUAUGAACACAAAAGUCGACCUUAUCAAGGGCUUGCUCGUUGCUUGCGUUGGUUCAGAGGCGAGAUUCUUGAUCCGCUCUUGCGCAGGAAAACUUCGUAUCGGUGUCUCUGAAGCUACAGUCUUAUCUGCUUUGGCCAGGGCAAUCGUCUUCCACGAGCUUGGAGAGACGAAAAACUCCAAGUUCUCCAAGGAACGCUACGAUCGAGUUGAUGCGAUCGUAAAAGAAGCCUACUGCGAGCUUCCAAAUUACAAAAUCAUUGUCGACGCUUUGCUCGAGCACGGGUCGGAUAACCUCGCCGACCACGUUUCUCUUCAACCUGGAGUGCCACUAAAACCAAUGUUGGCUCAUCCGACGAAAGCAAUCACCGAAAUUCUGACUCGCUUUGGCGCUGGAGCCGAGUUCACUGCCGAAUACAAAUAUGACGGAGAACGAGCGCAAAUCCACUUGUUGGAAGAUGGCUCUUUCCGAGUCUACUCCAGAAACCAAGAAGACAACACGUCCAAAUAUCCAGACGUCAUGACGAGAAUGCCCAACUGCUUGCAAGAUGUAACAUCGGCUGUUAUCGACUCGGAGAGCGUCGCGUGGGACCCCGAGACCAAACAGAUUCUCCCCUUUCAAGUGCUCACUACUCGUAAGCGAAAGGAUGUUGAUGCGAAAGACAUCAAGGUGCAAGUGUGUAUUCACGCCUUCGAUUUACUCUACCUCAACGGCGAGUCUCUGGUGAAGAAGUCGCUCCGUGAACGAAGGGAACUGCUCCACAAGCAUUUCAAGAGCAUUGAAGGGGAGUUCGUCUUUGCCACCGCAAAGGACAUGUGCGAGAUCGACGAGCUACAGGUCUUUUUGGAUCAAGCCGUGAAAGACUCCACUGAAGGUCUGAUGGUCAAAGCCCUUGAAGACUCGUACGAGAUUUCAAAACGCUCACACAGCUGGCUCAAAUUGAAGAAGGACUAUCUUGGCAGUGGCGUUGCCGACUCAGUUGAUGUGCUUGUGAUGGGCGCCUAUUACGGAAAAGGAAAGCGCAGCGGCAAUUAUGGCGGUUUUCUCCUUGGAGUUUACGAUGCAGACAACGAGGAGUACCAGACUGUGUGCAAGCUUGGCACGGGAUUGACCGACGAGAAUCUCAAGCUGUUUACCGAGCGGCUAGAGAAGAUAAAGAGCGAGAAGAAAUCUUACUAUCGCCUCGGUGGUGUCACUGCAGACGUCUACUUCGAGCCAGAAAUGGUUUGGGAGAUCAAGUGCGCAGAUCUCUCAAUUUCUCCAGUGCACACUGCUGCUACUGGUCUUGCUGAUCCUUCAAAGGGAAUCUCCCUGCGUUUCCCUCGGUUCAUUCGAGAAAGAGACGAUAAGUCUCCUGAAAUGGCCACUUCAGCAGACCAAAUUUUCGAAAUGUAUAAUUCACAGGAUGUCAUUCAAAACUCCGCCGCAAGAGGAGGCCCGAAAUGA